Molecule: messenger RNA, 2749 nt
Organism: Monopterus albus (swamp eel)
Lineage: Eukaryota; Metazoa; Chordata; Actinopteri; Synbranchiformes; Synbranchidae
Product: replication protein A 70 kDa DNA-binding subunit-like
Exons: 17
Coding region: 95-2251 (718 amino acids)
Biological process (GO): DNA repair; DNA recombination; DNA replication
Cellular component (GO): nucleus
Molecular function (GO): DNA binding
Source: RefSeq, a predicted model, not a curated record
UCUAAUCUCGUUCGCAUCUUUUCUCUCGCGAUAUGUUUCAUACCUUUAGCGUAUUUUACGUAUGUGAGAAGAGAAACAACUUUAUCCUAGAGGCAUGAGUGUAACACUCACAGAGGGGGCAAUCGAAGCCCUGCACAAUGGCUUGCAGGUGGACACUCCCGUGCUGCAGCUGUUGAAGAAGUGCCAGAUCACUAAUACAUCAGGCCCACCCAGGUUCCGACUCGCAAUGAGUGAUGGUCAGCACUCUUUGUCUUCCUUCCUGCUGGCCACUCAGCUAAACCAUCUACCAGAAAAUAACCUCCUGGUACCAAACUGUGUGUGUAUUUUGAAGAAGACCAUCACCAGCACAUUGGCAGAUGGCAGGCGUGUGGUAGUUGUGACAGACAUGGAGAUAUUGCAGUCUGCUGAGGAAGCUGGAAGGAAGAUUGGAAAUCCUACUCCGUAUAAUGCAGAGAGUAGGAUGUCAGCUUCAGAGAAUUUGUUAUCAAGCACCUCUGUCUCAGCAUCACCUCCACCUGCUGCCAAUCCCGGGCCCUCCUAUAAAAACAACAGCAAAGUCCAUGCUCCCCAAGGCAGUGGAAGAGGUUUUGUGGAAAAGUCCCCCAUGAAGUUUACACCCACAGAGGCGUCCCCCAUGAAGUUUACACCCACAGAGGCGUCCCCCAUGAAGUUUACACCCACAGAGGCGUCCCCCAUGAAGUACACGCCCAAAAAGGUGUCGCCUGUGAAGUUUACACCCACAGAGGCGUCCCCCAUGAAGUACACGCCCAAAAAGGUGUCGCCCGUGAUGUUUUCACCUGCAGAGGCAUCCCCCAUGAAGACUUCACCCAUGAAGUUCACACCCGAAAAGGUGUCGCCCAUGAAGUUUUCACCUACAAAGAUGUCCCCCAUGAAGUACACCCCCAAAAAGGUGUCGCCCAUGAAGGCUACCAGCGCUUCCCCAGGUUCCACACCAAAAGUGAUCCCUAUUGCUAACCUCAACCCCUACCAAAGCAAGUGGGCUGUCAGAGCCCGAGUCACCAGCAAGUCCAGUAUCCGAACCUGGAGUAACUCUAGAGGAGACGGCAAGCUCUUCUCCUUUGAGAUAGUGGAUGAGAGUGGUGAAAUCAGGAUCACAGCCUUCAACAAGGAAGUGGACAGUUUUUUCUCUCUCGUGGAGCAAGGCAAGGUAUACUACAUCUCCAAGGCUACGCUGAAGCCUGCUAACAAACAGUACACCACGGUGAAGCACGACUACGAGAUGACCCUCAAUGCUCAUUCAUCGAUUGUUCCGUGUGAUGACAGUCAGGGCAUCCCCACUGUGCACUGUGACUUUGUGCCUAUUGCGGAGCUGGAGAACAGACACAAGGACGCCAUCAUUGAUGUGAUCGGAGUGUGUAAGAGUGCAGAUGAUGUAUCCCGUAUCACCACUAAGACCAGCAGAGAAGUCUCCAAGAGGGCCCUCAGCCUAAUAGACACAACUGGCAAAGUGGUGACAGUCACACUCUGGGGAGAGGAGGCGGAGAGGUUUGAUGACUCUGGGCAGCCUGUGGUCGCCAUCAAAGGAGCUCGUUUGUCUGAUUUUGGGGGCAGAUCUCUCUCUGCUUUGUUCAGCUCAACAGUCAUGGUCAACCCAGACAUACCGGAGGCCUUUAGACUGCGGGCCUGGUAUGACCACGAAGGCUACGCUGCUGACAGCCAAUCCCUGACAGAAACGUGGUCAGUGAGCAGCGCAUCAAAGAUGAACUGGAAAGCACUGAGCGACGUUAAGGAUGAACACAUGGGACACGGAGAGAAGGCAGAGUAUUUCAGCUGUGUGGCAACAGUGCUGUACACUCGUAAAGAGAAUUGUCUGUACCAGGCCUGUCUAUCUGCAGACUGCAACAAGAAGGUUAUAGAACAACAGAACGGACGGUACCGCUGUGAAAAGUGUAACAGAGAGUUCCCCAACUUUAAAUACAGACUUCUGCUUUCUGCCAACUUAGCAGACUAUGGGGAUAACCAGUGGGUGACAUGCUUCCAGGAGACAGCUGAGGUCUUGUUAGGUCACAGUGCAGAAACACUGGGACAGCUCAGAGACACAGACGAGGCUGCAUUUGCAGAAGUCUUCCAUAAAGUCAACUUCACAACCCACAUCUUUAAAAACAGAGUCAAGCUGGAGACAUACAAUGAUGAGUGUCGAGUGAAGGUAACAGUAAUAGAAGUCCAGCCAGUCGACCACAGGGAAUACAGCAGGAGACUCCUCGGUAACAUCCGCAGAUUGGCCAGCUAAACUUGUUGCCAGUCAUCCAAAUGGCUGCCAGAAGAAUAAAUGUCUUUGACUGAUCUCUGACUGGUGUCCAAGCUUGUCCACCAGCUAGAUAAUGCAUAUGUGACAGAGACGUUAGAGGGCCAGAUGGUGAUUCCACAGCCAAACAAGGACACUUAUACGGUAACUUCCUUCAGCCGAUCACUUUUGUCAGUGGCUUUAACUUUUAAUUUAAUAACAUUUUAACAAGGGCUUGAUUAUUUACAACUACAUGUAUGUUUUAGACCUGCCUUUAUUUUCUUGCCUUUCAUGUAUCGUAGAAGCACUUUAUCUAUUUUUGUGACAUCUUUUUGAUUUUAUAUGUGUUGGUUGAUGUGCUGGGGAGAUGUAGCCAUUCGACUUUAUUUUAACGGUACGUGUUUAUUGCUUGUAAAAAUUCUUUAUUUUAGUUUAAAAAAAAGAAAUGUUUGGUUUGCUUUUUGGGUCUCCGAAUAAGAUUUGUGUGUUAUUAAAGAGAUGUUU